Messenger RNA from Rhineura floridana, 705 nucleotides. It is a transcript of the gene FGFBP1, whose product is annotated as fibroblast growth factor binding protein 1. The transcript has a single exon. NCBI's taxonomy places the organism in Eukaryota, Metazoa, Chordata, Lepidosauria, Squamata, Rhineuridae. Gene Ontology annotation, molecular function: growth factor binding. Gene Ontology annotation, biological process: cell-cell signaling. The coding region runs from base 1 to 705 and encodes 234 amino acids. The record is from RefSeq and is a predicted model, not a curated record.
AUGAAGAUCAGACGUUUUGCCGUUCUGUGUGUCCUUGUCGUGUUCUCUCAGAUGCUACAAGCUGACUGUGAAAGACAGAAAGAGAGAAAAAGAGAGAGGACAAAUACUGGAAAAGGUGAAAAGCUGGAGCCUGGUUCUAAUAACCGGAAUGGAAGGGGCCAGAAAACUCAAGGACAGAAAGGCUCCCUUAAAGGCAAGUUUGUCACCAAAGAGAAGUCUGCAUGCACCUGGGCACUGAAUGAAGCAGAGACUGCUAGCUUAAAGGUUGAUUGCAAAAGAGGGGAGAGCACCUUCUCUUGUGAAUUUUCAGGCAGCCCUUCCAGCUGUCCACAGUAUGCAGAAAACAAGAAAAGCUUCUGGAAACAAAUUACUAGGUCUCUAAAGAAGCAGAAGAACAUCUGCGAGGACCCAAAGAGUAUCUUAAAAUCCCGAAUCUGUAAGAAAGGGCCAUCAACUGCUCACCUGAGAUUGGUAACACCACACAGUUCCAGACAAGACAAGCCAGUUCAGCAUGGAAAGGAUACCUCUCUGGCACCAGUGCCUCCCGUUACAUCUGAAACCCAGCCAGGCAAAGCAUCCAGUGACUGUGUUGACGAUAUUGAUUAUAUUGAUCAGAGCAAGGUGGCUGAAGAAUACUGUUCAGAGUCAUGGCUAUCUAUUUGCAACUUCUUCAUUUCAAUGGUACAGGAUAAAAAGUGCAAAUAG